AUGACGAGCUGGGUGGCUCCGCCACCGAGGUUCUCUCACCCGGCGGCGACCCCGUUGGCGGUUCCGACGACCGGGGACGAGAACAUGGAGCUCAUCCAGAACUGGGUUGAGACGAAAGUGGCGAGGGAGAACCCGGUGAAGAACCUGACGAGGAUGAACGAAACAGUGGAGGAAACCAUGGGAGUGAAGAACACCGCCGGAACGGUGAUUAGGACGAGGGAAGCGGAGGCGAGCCGGGGGCCCACCAGGUCGCAGGCGGUACCCAUCACGAUGCGAGCAAAAGCGGCGCCAGUGACGGAGGCGAUGCCGCCGUACCCGAUAUCAACCCAGUUCUGGAUGAUUGGGAGUAAAGGAGGCGCGGCGAAGGUGGAGACGAAGCAGGCGAAGAAGGAGACCCAGGAGAGAUGA
This is a messenger RNA of Linum tenue, 408 nucleotides long. The record is from the annotation of a GenBank genome assembly. NCBI's taxonomy places the organism in Eukaryota, Viridiplantae, Streptophyta, Magnoliopsida, Malpighiales, Linaceae.